Molecule: messenger RNA, 833 nt
Organism: Panicum virgatum (switchgrass)
Lineage: Eukaryota; Viridiplantae; Streptophyta; Magnoliopsida; Poales; Poaceae
Exons: 2
Coding region: 204-476 (90 amino acids)
Source: RefSeq, a predicted model, not a curated record
AGUCUCUCCUCCCGUCCCGGGCCGUGCGCGCGUGUAUAAAGCGUCAUCCCACUCGAGCGGACACGUCUCUUCCAGGUUCCAACAACUCACUGGCCACUUACCCUCUCAGCCGUCGUCGUCAUUGCCCGCAGGGGAGCUGGCAGGAGAACGGCGACGAACCCAAGCUCGGGUCGGCUCAACAACAGCGGGGCGCACGCGGAGCCAUGCUAGGGAGGGCGGCGAGAGGAGGGCCGUCGUCGACGACGACCACCAAGCCGCCGCCCCACGCGGAGGGCGCCGCCGUCGCCACCGCCGUCGUCGCGGACUACGGGCAGGAGGUCACCGUCUCUCAGUUCGUCGCGCAGCUAGAUGAGGCGGCGCGGCGGAGGCUGGACAGCAUGCACCAGAGGCUGAGGCUCCUGGAGCAGCAGAUGGAGACGCUGGAGGCCGAGGUCGGCAAAGCCAGCAGCGCCAGCACCAUGGGCACCUGCGCCUAGCUGCUUCCUCAUCUAGCUGCUAGCGGCCUGUGCCAGAUCGAUCCUCCUCUUUAGUUUCUUAACACUUCCUCAUCAUGUACAUGGACGAUUAGCCUCUAGCAGUACUACACUGCACGAUAUGAUCCAUGUGGUGCUUUCCUGAAACUUUGGCCGCAAUUUUGGGGGCGGGCUCAUCAAGCUUGAGAUUCAGUUAUGGGUGGAGGCGGGAGCAACUAGAUUGAGUUGUUUAGAUGUACCUGCAUAUUCGAGAAAGAAAAAAAAAUGGGGGCGGGCUGAACUUAUUGUAAAAAUCCAUGGCGUCGUGGUCUCGAAUCGUCAGGCGAUUUGGAAAAGUAUGGCAGUUUGUUUGCCCUGUCA